AUGGUCAUCUCCGGCAUGUGCAUCUUCUUCCUCGACAUCGUCUACGUCCGUUCAGAUGUCUUCCCCACCCUGGAUCGCCUCCACGCCGUCGUCCAUGUCUUCAUCUUCUUCCUCUGCCUCCUCUACUUCAUGAACACCGACGAUCAGCGCAACCCCACGCCGGCUCCUCUGCUUUCCCGACGAGUCCGCCGACUUCAGCAGCACCCCCAUGAGAGCCGCUGCUCCUUCCCAUCUUCUUCCCCGUCAUACUCAGUCGUCGUCGUUGCCGUUUUCCACGCGCACCCGCGGGACCUCAUCGCUGGCGAGGUUCCCGUUCAUGUUUCGAUGCAUCCAAAACCCCUCCCCAAACUCCCGACACAACCCGCGCUCCUCGUCGUGUCCAAUCAACGCUCCAACACGGACGCAUGGACGCCGGAGCUCCCCUGCUCAGAUUCGCCGCACUGCUUCCCUGCUCUCCCGCGCCGGAGCUCCCCUGCUCAGCAUCGCCGCGCUGCUCUCCCGCGCGUCCUCCUCCGUCGCUCCCUCCUGCCUCGCGCAGCUCCCCUGCCCCCUUGCCUGCCUCCCAAAUCUUCCCUCUUUCACACCCAAAAUCGUUUCUUCUUCCUCCCGCUGCGUCUCCUACUUGCUCGUGGCGACGACACGUCCUCCUCGUUGCCCCCAACGCCGGAGGAGACACGGGGCAAGCAGCAGUGCCUCGCACUGCGCCGGCGCGACCUUGGGUGCGCGUGGGCAUACGCGCCGGUCGCCGCCUCGGCCGUGCGCCGGUCCGCGAAGGAGGAGGAAGGGGAUUCCGUUCGCCGCCAAGGCGCCCUGGGCAUGCUCCUCGAGUCUCUGCUCCUGGGGCCCCUCAUCACCUCCCUCCUCAAGAAGGAGAACAACAUGACGUCACACAACACAUGCCUGAGGAGGAAGAUUGAAUUUUCUACAGAAGCAUCAUCAGCAGUAGCAGAGGCGGGCGGGGCAGACUCACCAGCACAGGCGGGAGUGGCAGCAGAGGCGAGGCAGGGGAAAAGGCAAAAGCAGCAUCAGAGGUCCACGGCGCCGGUGUCGUCCACCAGUUGCAGCAUGAGAGGCAGGAGUGGCCGGAAUUGUCCACGGCGCCGGCGGCCGAAGCGGACGAAAUCAUAGGCGCAGGUCCACGACGCCGGCGGCCGAAGCGGACGAAAUUGGAGGCGCAGGUGGGCGGCGAAGGUGGGCGACUGUGAGAGGCGAGCUUCAACGGGGCCGACGGCGUAGCUCGAGGCGGGCGCCGGCGCAGGUCGCCUUCACGGCGGGCGGUGCAGGUGGGAAGCCGCAGCACAGGUGCAAGCGGGCGGCGGUGCUGUUGUUGGUCACGCGCUGGGCCAUGGUGCUGUUGUUGGUCGCGACGCAGGUCCAGGCGGGCGGCGGCGCAGGUGGGUAGCCGGCGAUGGCUGGAAGGCGCGGGCGACGGGGGAGGAGGAAGGAAAGAUAUGGACUUCUUUGUGACGUGUUUAAAACUCUGUGGGUUAAAAAAACAAAUACACUGCCCUAUGGACAACUUUUUUCGGACGGAGGGAGUAUCUCAUUGUUUGCGGCCGAGUGAUGGUAGCAGGGUGUUUGACAUUCA
This is a messenger RNA of Aegilops tauschii subsp. strangulata, 1588 nucleotides long. Lineage: Eukaryota; Viridiplantae; Streptophyta; Magnoliopsida; Poales; Poaceae. The record is from RefSeq and is a predicted model, not a curated record.